Messenger RNA from Drosophila busckii, 4818 nucleotides. RefSeq lists its product as uncharacterized. Gene Ontology annotation, molecular function: protein binding. Gene Ontology annotation, biological process: signal transduction. Gene Ontology annotation, cellular component: cytoskeleton. The transcript has 8 exons. NCBI's taxonomy places the organism in Eukaryota, Metazoa, Arthropoda, Insecta, Diptera, Drosophilidae. The record is from RefSeq and is a predicted model, not a curated record. The coding region runs from base 1 to 4155 and encodes 1384 amino acids.
AUGAAGAAAGACAGCAACGGAAGCCAACGAGCCAACAACCCACAAGUGGGCGGGGUGGGUCACUUAACACAAACAUCGGGCUGGCUGCCUGCCUGCGAGGACUGGAGCAAUCACGAGGAGCUCUCUUAUGGCUGGGAGCGUGCCAUAGAUUCCAAAGGACGUUCCUACUACAUCAACCAUUUGAACAAGACGACGACCUAUGAAGCACCCGAGUGCAUACGCUGGGAUGAGCAUCCGCCGGAGCCGCGUCUGGUGCAGCUGCAGCGCAGCUCGAGCCUGGGCUUUGGCUUUGUCGCCGGCAGCGAGCGGCCCGUCAUUGUGCGCUUCGUUACCGAGGGCGGACCCAGCAUAGGCAAACUGCAGCCAGGCGAUCAAAUCUUGAGCGUGAACGGCGAAGAUGUCAAGGAUGCGCCACGUGAUCAUGUAAUACAACUGGUGCGUGCCUGCGAGUCGCAAGUCUCGCUGCUCGUUUGCCAGCCCAUGUCGCAUUGCGUGCUGCCCGGUCGCAAGUCCACGCUCCUCUCCGCCGGCAAACGCGCCAAGCUGCGCUCACGUCCCAGUCGCGUACGCUUUGCGGAAAGCGUUUGCGUCAAUGGCGCUCCACUGUUUCCGCCUUCGGCAUUUUCCUUGGGUGACAUCUGUGUGCCACCCAUGGCGAAUGUGUUGAAGGUGUUUCUGGAGAACGGACAGACCAAGUCGUUUAAAUACGAUGCCACGACUACUGUGCAGGAUGUGGUUAGCUCGCUGCUGGACAAGCUCUGCCUCUGCUGCGGCGAACUCUUUAGCCUGGUGCUGGAGCAUGUCAAGAGUCUGAAGCGCAACAAGUUGACGCUGCUCGAUCCACAAGAGUCGCUGGCACGCAUUGCAGCUCGUCCGGGUGCGCAUAAGUUGCGCUGUCUGUUUCGCAUUACUUUUGUGCCCAUUUCGGCUGCGGAGCUGGCACAACGGGACCUGCAUGCCUUGGACUAUCUCUAUAUGCAGUGCUGCAAUGAUGUGAAUCAGGAACGCUUUGCGCCGGAGCUGCAGCCAGAGCUGGCGCUGCGCCUCGCUGCGCUGCACAUGCAUCAACAUGCGUUGGCCAACAACUUUGCGCCCGCCAAGCUCACGGUCAAGCAGGUCGAACGCGAAUUUGGGCUGGAACGCUUUGUGCCCGUUAGUUUGUUCGAGGGCAUGAAGCGCAAGGAGCUGCGACGCCUCAUCUCGCACUUCUUGAAGCUCAAUGCCGAAAUGACGGGCUCAUCGACCAAGGUGCUAACGCAGCUGCAGGCGAAACUCUAUUAUCUAGAUAUAAUUGCUAGUUUACCAAGCUAUGGCGCCAAAUGCUUCAGCACAAACCAAAGAGAAGGCAUGGAGCGUGUGCUGCUCGUCAGUCCGCGCUUCGGCCUCAGUCAAAUAUCUAGUGCACGCAAUUCUGUGCCGCAGCCAAUUUCAGGCAUACAGGACUUUACGCAUGUGAUGGUUCAUCGCGAGGACGAUGUCACCUGCAGUGUCACCAUCUAUAUGCUGGGCGAUCGUGCUGUCAAGUUUAUAAUGGAGGAUCGCGAUGCCUGCGAGUUCAGUUUGGUGCUGGGCGGUUAUUAUCGCCUGUUGACGGGCAAUGUGCUGAACGUGCUGCGCGAGCGUGAGCCACAUGAGGAGGACAAUGCGCCGUCGUUUCUGGCACAGCACACUGUGCUGCCCGCCAGCUGGAGCUACCUGUUGCCCUUCCAUACGCGUGCGCAUAGCGUUAACUUUUUGAUGACGCCCCCAUAUCAUCCUAUGCCGCAGCAGGCGGUGCUGUCACAGCCGCAGCUGGUGGCACAGCCAACGCAGCAGCAGGCUUUGAGCUAUGCCAUGGAUCUGGAUCUGCACAGCGUCAUGGCCACCGAGCUGCUGGAGGAGGCGGCCAAGGAUUCGGGCUUGAGUGACAGCAGCGGCAGCAAUUACUGCAGCGACGCAGGACGCAGCCAGCUGGCCGUGGAGGCCAAGAACGAGCAAGUGCUGCGACGUGUGCAAGAGCUGCAGCAACUGGUGCAGUCAUCCGAGCAGUAUCUCAAUGAGCAGGAGCAGGAGCUGCAGCAUUUGCAGCUGGUGCAGCAGCAGCAGCAAGCGCAGCAAAUUGGCCAGAGCAUGGCCAUGCUGGAGUUUGACAGCGACUGCGAUAGCUUGAACAGCAGCAAGGUAUCCUCCACGGAGGACACUAACCAGAGCCAUACGGGCGGCGCUGUGACGCCUUGCAUGAAGCACAGCGACUCCUUGACGCUGCUGGCGGAGAGCAUAACCCACGAUCUAAGCGGCAUUGCGCAAGGACUCAAUGCCAUACCGGAGCCGGUGUCUGCCUCGGCGCCGCCCACGCCCGCCACGCCCAAGCGCAAGCCCAGCCUAUGCAGCACCAGCAGUCCGCGCCCGCAACGCAAGCUCAAUGGCUUCAGUCAGCUGCUGAGCGAUCUGCAGGCACUCGGCACGGACUUUUCGCAAAGCGAAAGCGACUCCGAGUCGGUGGCCUCGCCAGCACAGUCGCCCACAACGCGGCGGCCAUCCCAGCUGCUGCAGGCAACAGCCGCAGUUAAGCAGCCGCUGGCCCAGCGCAGCAGCUUUGGCCUGCAUAGUCCGGAUGGCACGCACUUUGGAGCGGAGACCAAGGACUACAAUCUGCGCGAGUAUUUGCAGCAGCUCAAGGAGAUUAGCAAUGUGCCCAAUGCGGAUACAGAUGUCGCCGCGCGUCAGCUCUCCGAGAUCUAUGGCUUUGAGGUGCGCGAGGAUACGUUCAUCGAAACGGAUACGGAUCUGAUUGACUUGCGGGCCAUACCGCCGCCGCAGACGCCCGAUGAGCUGGACUCGUUGUCGCUCAUGAAUGCAGCGCCACCCAAAGGCUUUGAGGGCAAGGCCGAGGAGCUGGACAGCUUUCUGCAGCAAAUGCUUGUGGCGCCGCCCACACAAAAAGCAACGCCCGCCAAGGAGCUGACGCCCGAGGAGAUUAUGUCGUACAUUAUACCGCCGCCGCCGAAUCUAGAGGCACAGCCCGAACAGGAGUGUCUCUACAGCAACUCGGUGCAGGCCAAGCGCGAGUUUUUCCAAGCAGUGGCCAAUGGCAAUGGCAACUACAACAGCAGCAGCAACAACAACAACUACAAGGAGUCAGCGCCACGUGUCAUUGAGUAUCCCACAGUGGAGCGCAAAAGCAAAUUCAGUUGUUGUCCCACCUCCAAGAAGGAGGAAUCCACGCCCGCCGAUACGCAGCCGUUGCAGCCACCACCGCGUACGCCCACCUCAGAUCAGAUGACACCGCCGCCGGCGCGUCCACCCAAGAGCGCUGAGCUAAUGCAACGUUACUCGCCCAAGAAGCAGCUGCGCAUCGUUGGACCAGUUAGUGUGCCGGUGCGUGAGCUCUGCCCGCCACAGCUGCCACCACGCAUCAGUCCCACAAACGCCGCCACCACGGAUGCGCCACAGCCUACAGCAGCAGCAGCAGCUGCAGUUCCAGCGGUGGUAAGUGCACCCAAGAAACCCCCGCUGCCGCCUAUUGCCAGUCGCCCACGCCCCAUCAAUGGCACGCCCAGUUCCAACACACCGCCCAUACCGGCCACCGUACGUCUACCCAAUGCGCAUUCCAAUGGGCAGCCACAGCUGCCCAAGAAGCCGCAGCAGCUGCACGGCGAGAAGCUGUUCAUCAAGAACGGCCACCUCAUCGACGGCGAGGCGCUGCUGGCCAAAACGGACGUGGCCAUGGCCGGUCUGCUCAUCAAGCUGGAUCAAGUGGCCGCACAGUGCUCGGCAGCCCAAUCCGCCGGCGGCGGCACCAGCAUCGAUGAGGAGAAGUUCCAACGAGCACGCAAUGAGCUGACCGAGCAAACGCUAGCACUGGUCACGGCCAGCAAAUUUCUGGUCGCCUCAAUGUCGGACAUGACGCUAAUAACGCUGCCCGAUCAUCUCACCUCCUGCCUGACGGCCAUACGGCGCAUCACGGAGCUGGCGCAGGACAUGACGCGGCACACAUCGGCGCCGCUGCAGACGCGCAACAUUGUGCUCAAGGUGCACGAUGUGGCCAGCAGCUUCCGGGAGCUGGUGGGCGUUGAGAUUGGUCCCAUAGGCGCUGGCCAAUUGGCGCUGCAUGCCGAGUGCCUGGCCAAUGUGCUGGCCACGCUGCUGCGCAGUCUGCGUGUCUUCUCGCCCUAGGAACCGCAACCGGAGCCCCAACCCGACCACGACAUAUCGCUCGAGCCAACUGUAUCCAGUGUAUAGGCAUAUACCAGUUACAUUUAAUGUCUGCAACUAUUUUACAGGUAAAUAGCAACGUCAGAGAGUCGUCGGUCUGAACUUAGGCUAGGCGUAGCUAAAGAUAAGUAAGCAACUUUAAUGGAAUACACUCAAGCAUAACUAAAACGCAUAAGUCUCGUGUUCAGAUGUUAAAGCGUAAAGAUUUUCAACUUCUUAAAUCCCAAUACAAUACUUAUAGCAAGUGUCAUACACACACACACACACACACAUAUAUGUUUAAUUAAUAAAUAAUUAUGCAAUACGGAAUGCUCAAAGGUGGACGCCGGAACACGAAACUAUCCCCAAAUAAUAUUGUAACUCUAUUUGAUUCUCUCAACUAUAACUGCAUGUAACUAACUCGAAUUUCUGUGUAAUCUCCUAAAUAGUUAUCCAAACCUAUACAUAUACAUAUGCAUAUGUAUGUAGCAUAUGUGUGCAUACUAUAUCAACUUUUAAACUAUUCUUAUCUUAUUGUUAGUACUGUAUAAUGGAAUUCCAAUUUAUGGAACAUCAUGACUUGAUUAUAGACCAAUUUAUCAACAAGAACAAGAACUCUUAUACAAAAUUUAAAAUGUUUGUAUG